Messenger RNA from Oryzias melastigma (Indian medaka), 1242 nucleotides. RefSeq lists its product as uncharacterized. The record is from RefSeq and is a predicted model, not a curated record. Bases 73 to 1038 code for a protein of 321 amino acids. Lineage: Eukaryota; Metazoa; Chordata; Actinopteri; Beloniformes; Adrianichthyidae. The transcript has 4 exons.
CUCCUCAGAGUUCCUCCUCUCAGAGCAGUCAUAGCUCCUGCGCCUCCUCAGUGACUUGAAGGUUCCUCAGAGAUGGGCGACAUCAUCUCUCUGUCUGAAGAGCAGCGGCAGCAGGAACUGAACCUGUACGCCAACGCGCUCUUCAGUUCAGCCGAAUGGAAAGGUUUCAACAUCGACCCGUCUCUGCAGAGAUUCUCUGGGAUUAAUGCCAUGGAACAGCUGGAAGCCUACAGAGACUACAUCACGCAUGGAAGCGACCUGAUCUACGGGGCAAACGCGGUGGAGAGGCUGGGGGCCACUCUGGGCGGACUCACCCCCAUCCCUAACGCCUUGGGGCCGCUGGCUAUCUGCAUUUCCAUGUUCUUGGAGAUCAUCGGCAUCUCACUGGGCAAGAACGCCAUGGGCACGGCUCAGAUGCUGCGGCGGGUGUUUGCUGAGGAGAAGGCCAGCGGGGUGCGAGAUCUGAUGGACGAGUACCUGAAGCGUUUGCAGAUCAACCUGAGGAACUCAGAGCUUCAGCUGGCCGACACCCAUCGACUAGAGGCGGAGCUAAGCACUCAGCUAACACGGUUACAGAACUCCAUGCUGGCUGACGGACACAUGAGCACUCGCUUCCUGAAGCAGUGGGUCAACGGCGCCGCCUUCCACACUCAGAUGCUGAUCCACGAGGCCCGUCUAGAGAGGUCAGCGGGGGUCAAGGCCGCUCUGGCAGCCGCUGUUUACCAUCAGCAAAUGAACUUACUGCUGGAGAAGUACAAGGCCUACCUCCAGACGGUGGCCACCGUCCACGGAGACGCCUUUUCGGCCUAUCAAUACAUGGACAGAAUAUGUUCCGUGGAAUACGGAGAAGGUCCAUAUGGAAAAAGACAAAUCCAGAUUUUCAGCGCCAAAGAGAAGUACUGUCCAAAAACCCCCCAGUUCAUAGAAACGCUGUUCAGGAGACCCGAGAUCGCCUGGGCAAAGACCUACUUCUCUGACCUGCAAGCAAACAUCCCGUAUCUGGCCCAACUACGACUCAACUUUGUCAUCGUGAAGUGAAGUUUCACCAAAUCAGCAACUAAAAACUUGAAACUAGAAAUGGAAGAAGUGAGACUCAAUUUGAAGAUUUUUAAUGUCAUAAAUAUCCAAACGUUUUCAGAAAAGCAGUGAGUGAAAGUUAAAAAAGAUGCAGCUCCUCAGUUUGGCCUGUAUAUGAUUGAUGUAUAUGAAUAAUGAUUGAUGUUAAUAAAAGAAGAAACAUUU